UUGAACAAAUUGGCUCUUGCACUGCCGAACUUGCCGCGGUUUUAACUUGUUGGUCUAAUAGCUCAGUGGAUUCUCCUGCUUGCAAAAAAUCAGUGGAAGCUCUUACUGAAUGUAUGCGUAAUUCUGUAA
Racocetra fulgida is the source of this 129-nucleotide messenger RNA. The record is from the annotation of a GenBank genome assembly. NCBI's taxonomy places the organism in Eukaryota, Fungi, Glomeromycota, Glomeromycetes, Diversisporales, Gigasporaceae.